GGUGACAUCGAUGUUCAGGAUCGUAUCUAUAAAAGGGCAUUACUUCCGCUUACAGGGAACAUCUAUACGUUUGUCUCUAAAACAUUAUAUUUCACAUCGUCACCACUUGAGAACUAUAUAGAACAAAAAAGUUGAAAGUGAUAAAAAAAACUUGAGUGUUUACAUGAGUUAGACAAUCCAAUGACAACAGCGUAUUGGAAAUCAUUGGAAAUCAUAAGAAGUUAUUAACGAAAAAAAAAGUUAUACAACGUUACAAAACUUAAUUAGUUUAGUACAUAAAUGAUUAGUCAAAUUAGAAUAUAAAGUUCUUGGUCGAUAGACCAAAACGAUCAAAUAUGACACGGAAUAACAGGAAACGAGGACGUACUCUGGAGGAAGAAUCGAGCGAGUUCAUGCCGCUAAGUAAAAGGAUCAAUAAUCUUCAUAUUAAUGGUUUUUCUGGCCUUCAGGAGAGUACAGCCGAAAUGGAAUCUGAUUGGGGAGGUCCUAAUUUUAUUCCUUCUCCAAAUUAUUCAGAACCUUCUCAAAGCUCGCCGUUACACGACACUUGCGGUUCUAGCCAAAGUAGUUACACUGCCGAUUACAGGCCUGAUCUAGAUGCGACAGAAAAUCCAUUUUACUACGAAAGCAAUAAAUUAUUGUUUUCUUUGUAUAUGGAACGUAUGCAAAGAUCUGAUAUGUAUUAAUAAUGGCUUAACUUUGCAUAUUUUAUAGGUAUUUUUUAUUUACAACUUAAUCAUUCCUUUGGAUAACUUUAUAAAGCCAUUGAGUUUGUCAGUCUUAGGUAUUAUUCUUUGCUAUUUUAAAUUAAUUCAGUUACGUUACAUCUCUAAUAUAUAAUCAGUAUCUUUUAUUACGUAUCGUCUAUAUCGGAAGUUAAUCGCGAUAUGUUAAAAUUAACUUCCUAAUUUUCCUUGAUAAUUCAUCUCGUCCGAAGAAGAGAAAAUAAUUCAUUGAUCGUUUUAUAUAAUAUUUAUCGCUUUAUUACCAAGAAUUACGCAUGUCAAAAUUAUGUUAAAUUAAUAAAUAAUUCAAACGCCUUACAUGAUUUAUUGUAAUCGUAUUUAUAUUUCUACCGUUUGUACGCGUCGAUAGUAAUUUGUGCAAGAAAUAUUUGGUUAAUAUUAAAUUUAUACAGAUUGUACGAAGGAGAGGAAUAAUAUGAAUAAAAUGAGAUGCGAUUGAGUCAGA
Molecule: messenger RNA, 1191 nt
Organism: Vespula vulgaris
Lineage: Eukaryota; Metazoa; Arthropoda; Insecta; Hymenoptera; Vespidae
Exons: 2
Coding region: 336-686 (116 amino acids)
Source: RefSeq, a predicted model, not a curated record